This is a messenger RNA of Ictidomys tridecemlineatus (thirteen-lined ground squirrel), 839 nucleotides long. Lineage: Eukaryota; Metazoa; Chordata; Mammalia; Rodentia; Sciuridae. The record is from RefSeq and is a predicted model, not a curated record.
GGCUGUAGUGAUCUCAGGUGCAGGAAAGAUGUUCUCUUCAGGUAUCGACCUCAUGGACAUGGCUUCAGACCUCCUGCAGCCCGAAGGGGACGAUGUGGCCCGCAUCAGCUGGUACCUGCGUGACCUCAUCAGCAGAUACCAAGAAACCUUCAGUGUCAUUGAGAAGUGCCCCAAGCCCGUGAUCGCUGCCAUCCACGGGAACUGUAUCGGAGCAGGUGUGGACCUCAUCACCGCCUGUGACAUCCGCUACUGUACCCAGGACGCUGUAUUCCAGGUGAAGGAAGUGGACGUGGGCUUGGCUGCCGAUGUGGGGACACUACAGCGACUGCCCAAGAUCAUCGGGAACCAGAGCCUGGUCAACGAACUGGCCUUCACCUGCCGCAAGAUGAUGGCCGACGAGGCCCUGAGCAGUGGGCUGGUCAGCCGCAUGUUCCCGGACAAGGAGCUCAUGCUGGACUCGGCCUUGGCCCUGGCGGCCGAGAUUGCCAGCAAGAGCCCGGUGGCCGUGCAGAGCACCAAGAUCAACCUGCUCUACUCCCGCGACCACCCGGUGGCCGAGGGCCUCAACUACAUGGCGACCUGGAACAUGAGCAUGCUACAAACCCAGGACAUCGUCAAGUCGGUGCAGGCCAUGAUGGAGAAGAAGGAUGCGAAAAGUGUCACCUUCUCCAAACUCUGAGAGCCCUCGGGUCCCCAGCCUGCGGCGCCUGGGGUCCGGCUUCUCUCUACAGAGCGGAUGGGAGACGGUAUCCGAGUGUCCCUCAGUGUAUUGCCUGCGACACCGAUUUCAAGCCCAGGGCCUUCUCUUCGCUCUUUGGACAAUAAAACAUUAUAAAGAA